This is a messenger RNA of Vombatus ursinus (common wombat), 1802 nucleotides long. It is a transcript of the gene COLEC10, whose product is annotated as collectin subfamily member 10. The transcript has 6 exons. The record is from RefSeq and is a predicted model, not a curated record. Lineage: Eukaryota; Metazoa; Chordata; Mammalia; Diprotodontia; Vombatidae. Bases 135 to 965 code for a protein of 276 amino acids.
UCUUGUUUCUUUGAGUCCCUUGGGAAUGCAAGCUCCAAAUACUUCAUUUUCUUCCCGAAAGCAGAAGGUUUUAUUUUUAAAAUAAAGCUGUUUGUUUGGAACAUCUGAGCACUGCUUCUUGAGGGACCACAGAGAUGAAUGGCUUGGGAGCCCAACUGGGAAGGCAUACACUCACCCUCCUCUUGGUGUUCCUUUUCCAAAAUCAGAUCCUCUGUCUCAACGUUGACAGCCGCCCUCCUCCUGACGUCUGCUCCACACACACAGUUUUACCUGGACCAAAAGGGGAUGAUGGUGAGAAAGGAGAAAAGGGAGAAGAGGGAAAGCAUGGAAAAGUGGGCCCCAUGGGGCCGAAAGGAAUGAAAGGAGAACUGGGUGAGGUAGGCGACCAAGGAAACCUUGGCAAAAUUGGACCAAUUGGUGGAAAAGGUGACAAAGGGCAAAAAGGCUUGCCUGGUGCCUCAGGGGGAAAGGGCAGAGCAGGUACUGUCUGUGAUUGUGGAAGAUAUCGUAAAGUUGUUGGACAGCUAGAUAUUAGCGUUGCACGGCUCAAGACAUCCAUGAAGUUUGUCAAAAAUGUCAUAGCUGGGAUUAAGGAAACAGAUGAAAAAUUCUAUUACAUCGUACAAGAAGAGAAGAGCUACAGGGAAUCCCUGACCCACUGCCGAAUCCGUGGAGGAAUGCUAGCCAUGCCCAAGGAUGAGAGAUCCAAUCAAGUAAUUGCUAAAUACGUGUCAGACAGCGGCUUCUUCAGGGUAUUCAUUGGGGUGAAUGACCUAGAGCGGGAAGGGCAGUAUGUGUUCACAGACAACACUCCGCUACAAAACUACAGCAACUGGAAGGAGGGUGAGCCAAGUGACCCCUAUGGCCAUGAGGACUGCGUGGAGAUGCUGAGCUCUGGCCACUGGAAUGACACAGAGUGUCACCUCAGCAUGUACUUUGUCUGUGAAUUUGUGAAAAAGAAAUGACCUUCUGGUGCCACUUCCCUAUGGUUGCGAUUAUGACCAAACUUUUUAUCACCUUUUUCCUCAAUAUGUUUUGAUCCCCACCAUUGUAAGCAAUGUCAGGUUGAAGCCUGGGAUGUUCAUAACCAUUCUCCCUUUAAGUGCUUAAAAAAAGUUUGCUGUUAUUGACUAAAACCCUCACCAGAUAACAUGGACAACUAGGGAGGGUUUAGGCUCUUGCGUAUACUCAAUUUUAGGUUAGAAUUCCUUUUUGAAAUUUCUUCAGUUUGUUCCUAUCCUACCAGGGGCCUUAGAGGAGUUUCAUGGGAAAUCGAGCAACUGGCCAGUGAACUUCCAAGUAUUCAUUCACUCACACUGGCUCUAUUAUAGUUCAGACUCUCAUCACCUCUCACUCAGACAGUUGCAAUCGCUUCCUAAUUGGUCUCCCUGCUCUAACUCUUCCCUCUCCAAUCCAUUCUCUACACAGCUGCCAAACUGACAUUCCUCAAACACAGAUAUGACCAUAUUGCUACUUUACUUUAAAGGUCCCUAUUAUCUCUAGGAUAAAGUACAAAAUUCUCAGUCCACCAUUAAAAGCCCUCCUACAAAUUGGCUAUCACCUACCUUUCCAUUUUUGUUUCCUAUUACUUCUCUUCACUUGCUCUUCACUACAGUCUUUAUUGCAACUAGCUUGACACCACCCUCCAUCUCCUAACUCAGUGGCUUUGCACAUUCUGUCUCCUGGGUCUGGAAUGAAAACUCUCUUCAUUUCUGUCUCAGAACAUUCAAUUUCCUUCAAAGCUAAACUCAAAUGCCAUGUCAUACACAAAUUCUUUCUUUUUUUUCUUUUUCUUUUCUUUU